UUUAAAAAUGUCGCUGACACUUGAUACAGAUGUUGGUGAAAUUAAAAUAGAAUUAUUCUGUGAACAAGUUCCUAAAUCUUGUCAUAAUUUUCUAGCUCUAUGUGCCAGUGGUUAUUAUGAUGAUACAGUAAUACAUAGAAAUAUAAAAGGUUUCAUGGCUCAGAUGGGAGACCCCACAGGAACAGGGAAAGGAGGAGAUUCUAUCUGGGGAGGAAAAUACGAAGAUGAAUUCAGAGAAAGUUUAAAGCAUUCGUGCCGAGGUAUAGUUUCUAUGGCCAAUAAUGGACCAGAUACAAACGGCUCUCAGUUUUUUAUAACGUUUAGUAAACAACCACAUUUAGAUAUGAAAUAUACUGUCAUUGGAAGAGUGAUAGAUGGAAUGGACACGUUAGAUACACUCGAGAAAAUACCAGUUGAUGAGAAAACAUAUAGACCAUUAAACCCUGUCAUGUUACGUACUGUUAAUAUACAUGCGAACCCUAUAGCUGGUUGAGGGGGGGGGAGGAGACUAUUAAAUUCCUCGGGGUGAGCAGGGGCAUGCCUACCCCUUUGAACUUUGAAAUUUUCAGCAAGAGUGAG
Molecule: messenger RNA, 579 nt
Organism: Lottia gigantea (owl limpet)
Lineage: Eukaryota; Metazoa; Mollusca; Gastropoda; Lottiidae
Exons: 6
Coding region: 8-493 (161 amino acids)
Biological process (GO): protein peptidyl-prolyl isomerization
Cellular component (GO): catalytic step 2 spliceosome
Molecular function (GO): peptidyl-prolyl cis-trans isomerase activity
Source: RefSeq, a predicted model, not a curated record